UUCCGCCCGGAAAGGAAUUUUCCUCCGCCAUUUUCAGGAGGUGGUACGCAGUCGUUAUUAGCGUGAAGUCAACGACCACUUGCUGAUUUUAUAGAACAUAAUUUAAACGCAUUAUCUUGACAGCAAACAAUUUGAAAAGAACAUGUCUAACGAGCAGAGCGAAAUUGUUUCGGACAAGGCACUCGAGGAGCAGACGGCGCCGGAUCAACAGCCGCAGCAGCAAGGAGAGAUGAACGGCAAAGCCAAGCACGAGGGCAACAUGAGCAGGAAGGAGAGGCCCCAGAAGAGAGGCGGCGGCGGACGCUUUGAGCCCUACGGAAACGUCAACAAGCGAUACCGAGUUUUUGUCAGCAACAUCCCUUACGAUGUGAAAUGGCAAUCCCUGAAAGACCUGAUGAAGGAGAAAGUGGGUGAUGUAACGUACGUGGAACACUUAAUGGACGCAGAAGGCAAAUCAAGGGGUUGUGCUGUGGUUGAGUUCAGGACCGAGGAAUUGAUGAGGAAAGCCGUGGAGAAGGUCAACAAGCACAACCUCAAUGGGCGUCCCCUGAAAGUGAAGGAGGACCCUGAUGGCGUGAUAGCUCAGAGGGAAAUCAACAAGAGUGGAGGCCCCCAAGGUGGCAUGGGAGGAAUGGAUCGCAUGAACAUGGAUAGAAUGGGCCCUGGACCAAAUGGCCCCAUGGUCAACAUCCCUCCCAGCCUGAUGAACAACCCCAACAUUCCCAUGGAGAUCAUCCAUGGCCUGCAAGCGGGACGGAUUGGCAACACGGUCUUUGUUGCAAAUCUUGACUACAAAGUAGGCUGGAAGAAGCUGAAGGAGGUGUUCAGCAUGGCUGGUGUUGUGAUGAGGACCGACAUUCUUGAGGACAAGGAAGGCAAGAGCAGAGGCAUGGGCACAGUAACCUUUGACUUGCCCAUUGAAGCCGUCCAAGCUGUCUCCAUGUUGAAUGGACAGCUGUUGUUCAACCGGGUCAUGCACGUGAAACUGGAUGAAAAGUCGAUGCCCAAAGAUUUUGGACCACCUGAAAGGGGUGCUUCGCUUCCUCGUGGCCUAAGCGGUGUGGGUUUGGGCUUGGGGCCUGGUGGCCAGCCCAUCGAUGCUAACCAACUCAAUAGAGGUGGUGGCGGUGGAAUGGGCAACAUGGGUGUUGGAGGAAUGGAUGGGAUGGGCUUUGGUAACAUGGGAAAUCGUAUGGGGGGAGGAGGCAUGGACAACUUUGGAGGAAUGAACAUGGAUCGUUUUGGCUCUUCUGGGAUGGGCAGAAUGAAUGAUAUGGACCGAGGCAUUGGUGGUGGGUUUGACAGGGAGUUUGGUCGAAAUGAAAUGGGCAUGUCUCGCAAUAGUUUUGGAGAUUCUUUUGAUAGAGGAAAUUCCAUGGGUAUGGACCGCAUGAAUGCUGGAAUGGACCGUCUGGGAACAAACAUGGAUCGCAUUGGAGGCAUGGACAGGAUGGGGGGCAUGGACAGAAUGGACCGUCCUUCCGACAUUGACAGAAUGGGCUCUGGCUUUGACCGAAUGGGCUCAGGGAUGGACCGGCUUGGGCCCAGCAUGGACAGGCUCAGCGGCGGUGUCGACCGCAUGAGCUCCAGUAUGGAUCGCCUCGGCCCGGCCGGGUUCGACCGCAUGGGCCCUUCAAGUUUGGAUCGCAUGGGUACUGGUCUGGACUUUGGCUCUCCAAUGGGCAUGGAUCGCAUGGGCAACACUGGGCUUGACAGAAUGUCCAGCAACUUUGACCGCAUGGGGUCGUCGGGAGGUCUGGACCGCUUUCCAUCUGGUGGCCUCGAUCGUAUGAGCUCUGGGAUGGACAGGAUGGGAUCUGGUGGUGUGGGUCAGUUUGAUCGUUCUGCUGACUUGGAUCGUGGAUUUGGAGGCAAUUCCUUUGGAGGCGCUGGAGCAGGAGGCCCUGGAGCAGGACCAGGAAAUAUCAGAAAGGGAUGCCAGAUUUUUGUCCGUAAUCUACCAUUUGACUUCACCUGGAAGAUGCUGAAGGAUACGUUCAAUACGUGUGGCAUGGUGCAGUAUGCUGACAUCAAGAUGGAAAAUGGCAAGUCCAAGGGCUGUGGUGUGGUUCGCUUCGACAACCCUGAGACGGCCGAGCGUGCCUGCCGUACCAUGAAUGGCUAUCGCCUGAACGGAAGAGAAAUCGACGUUAGGAUUGACAGGAAUGCAUAAACUUUUAGUCGCAGAUGCUCAUGGUGAUCUAAAUUGGCUUGUCGGCAUAUUCAUAUUAACUUGGUUGGCUCUUGGCCACGGUCACGUUGUUUUAGUUAGCAGUUUGAUUCAGUGUAGAUUUUAGUUUGUACAUUUUUACUUUUUUUAGAGACCAAAUUUUCUCUCCCUGCCAUGCUCUACCUGUCUGGUUUGGUGUUCCAAGUGUUUUGAUAAUAAACCGUAAUAAUUUUG
Molecule: messenger RNA, 2404 nt
Organism: Doryrhamphus excisus (bluestripe pipefish)
Lineage: Eukaryota; Metazoa; Chordata; Actinopteri; Syngnathiformes; Syngnathidae
Gene: hnrnpm
Product: heterogeneous nuclear ribonucleoprotein M
Cellular component (GO): cytoplasm; nucleus
Molecular function (GO): mRNA binding
Source: RefSeq, a predicted model, not a curated record